Folsomia candida is the source of this 565-nucleotide messenger RNA. RefSeq lists its product as uncharacterized. Lineage: Eukaryota; Metazoa; Arthropoda; Collembola; Entomobryomorpha; Isotomidae. The record is from RefSeq and is a predicted model, not a curated record. Bases 29 to 565 code for a protein of 178 amino acids. The transcript is spliced from 3 exons.
UUUCUAUCCAAAUAAAUUUGUGGCCAUAAUGAAGAAAUCCUUGAUUUUUGUUAUCUGGCCACUCUUCUGCUUGUUCAUACCUUCCGCUGUGGGAUGGAAUAAAAGUGCGUUAAUUUACCAUCAGGAAACCAGAAAUGUUGAAAGUUGGAAACGACACUUUAUGCGUGUCGGUGAAGACGGGAAAUUUGUUGGGCAAUGGCUUUUUGAUCACGCUAUUCUCACCACGUUCAAAAUCAAUGGAAAGGACAUAGCGUACGGUGGCCUGGAUGGACCGGAUCUGGUCAGUCUGUUGGACAAUCUAUCAUCUGAUGUUAGACAGGUGGACAAAGCGAUUGGAGAAUUGCUUGUCACUUUUCCAAGAAAUGGGGGACAACUUUUCCAACUAUCUCUGGCAAUGCCGUAUAUUGAUGGACAAGAUCGCACAGUUUCUGUUGAGGGCCAAUCAUACCACUUAAGGAAUCCUCUCGACCUCAAAAAUCUUGUGGAGUGGUACAUCCGUAAAAUCAACGGGUUAAGACAAAGUGGGGAAUUAAAAAACGUUACUAUCACCGUGAAGAUAUCAUAG